Messenger RNA from Ipomoea triloba (trilobed morning glory), 1651 nucleotides. Its product is annotated as cyclin-D3-1-like. The transcript is spliced from 4 exons. The record is from RefSeq and is a predicted model, not a curated record. Gene Ontology annotation, biological process: regulation of cyclin-dependent protein serine/threonine kinase activity; mitotic cell cycle phase transition. Lineage: Eukaryota; Viridiplantae; Streptophyta; Magnoliopsida; Solanales; Convolvulaceae. Gene Ontology annotation, cellular component: cyclin-dependent protein kinase holoenzyme complex; cytoplasm; nucleus. Gene Ontology annotation, molecular function: cyclin-dependent protein serine/threonine kinase regulator activity. The coding region runs from base 304 to 1386 and encodes 360 amino acids.
CAAGGCUUCAAAUCACAUACAUAUAAAGAAAGGACAAGCGUGACAUACCAUUCUGAUAAAAAUCCCCUCUUUUCUUUCUUCUCCUCCACUCUCUUUCUUUCUUUCUUUCUCCCCUUGACUCUUCCACACCCCAUUUCUGCACAAAACCAGAGGGAAAUAAAGACAGAAAAAAAUAGAAUAUUUAUUAUUGAGGAAGAAAAAUGGGGAAAAAGACUACUCUCAAUCCCACUUUUCUUUUCUUCUUCUGCUUUGUUGUUUCCGUAUAAUGACCAGGCUACAUUCGCCUCUUCUUCUUCGAAGAAGAUGGAUGCCCGUUCGUCAUUAACGUCGUUUGAUGCUCUUUACUGCGAGGAAGAACAAUGGGGGGAAGUUUUGGACAGUGAAUGGUCCGGGUCCGAGGUUUCGGAGAUUCCGAGGAAGGAGGAGGAUUCCCCUGUUCUGUUCUUGUUGGAUCAGGAUUUGUGCUGGGAAGACGAGGAGCUUCUCUCCCUUUUCGCCAAAGAAACGGACACCCAUUUGAGUUUCGAGGCGUCUCUAUCGAUUCCUCGUACCCAGGCUGUCCGGUGGAUCCUUAAAGUCAAUGCCCAUUACGGAUUUUCGCCGUUAACUCCCACCCUCGCCGUUAACUAUCUCGACCGGUUCCUCUCCGGUCUCCAGUACCAGGAAGACAAGCCGUGGAUGAUUCAACUCGCCGCCGUCGCCUGUCUCUCCUUGGCUGCAAAAGUCGAGGAAACCCAUGUUCCCCUGCUCCUCGACUUCCAAGUGGAGGAUGCUGAGUACGUGUUCGACGCCAAAAGCAUACAGAAAAUGGAGCUCCUCGUGCUGUCCACUCUGAAAUGGCGGAUGAAUCCGGUGACGCCGCUGUCGUUUCUCGAUCACAUCACGCGCCGCCUCGGGCUGAAGAAUCAUCUCCACUGGGAAUUCUUCACCAAAUGCGAAAGCCUCAUUCUGUCUUUCAUGCCAGAUUCAAGAUUCGUACGUUUUCUGCCGUCUGUGCUGGCCACUGCCACCAUGCUUCACGUUAUUCAUCAACUCGAACCCAGCAACGCAGUUGACUACCAAAACCAGCUUCUGGGUGUUCUCAAAAUCAGUAAGGAGAAAGUGAAUGAUUGUUACGAGCUCAUCAAAGAGCUGUCAAGCACUGCCUCAAACAAGCGCAGUUACAGCAACCUUCAGUGUCUUCUUCACGAUCCCAACAGCCCCAGCGCGGUGAUUGACGCGGUGCUGAGCUGCAGCGAAAGCUCCAACGAUUCAUGGGGAUUGGAGACGCCGCCGCCGGAGCAGCGCCGCCCGCUCUACAAGAGACCGAGAGUUGAGGAGCAGCAAAUGAGGGUGCCGCCAUUGAUGACCAGAGUGUUCGUGGACGCGAUUGCCAGCCCGCGUUAAACCCUAAUUUUAAGCUCUCCUCAAUUUAAUUUUGUUAUUAUUAUGUCGCAAUGGUGGUGGGUUCGGUGGUCGGAGAAAGGAGGCGGUUGCGCCGCGGCGCCGCGGCGGUUAUUUUUUUCCUCUUACCUCUUACCACCCUGCCUGGCUACCUCAAGUCCCUUUCAUGCAUCCUCUUUCUGGACAUAUUUUUAUAUUAUUAUUAUUAUUACCGUUUACUAUUAUUAUGAUAAAAAUAAUUUAAACAAUUUUGUUCGAUUUCUCUGGA